AUGCAUCCUUUACGAGAGCGUGCGUGUGAUGAGCUGCUAGAACAUCCACUUUUGCGAACUCCACCGCCGGAGCCGGAGCGGCCGCGCCCGCCGCGCGUCCGUAAGCCCAGGGAAUUCAAACUUCCGCCAAGAUUUCCUUUGCUAUCGAAAGAUUUCUACGCAACAUGGUGUAAUCACCAAAAAGAGUUGCAAAUGGCAAAACACAAAGUAGACGAUCACCCACCAGAACUAUUCCCAGAGUUGUACCUAAAACCCCGUCGCCUCGACUACUACGCGCGUCAGCUUGAAGAGAACAUGAAUGUCAAUAAGGAACUCUUGAAACGAAUCAAUCUUAUACAAAGGACUGGCGGCUUCGUGGACUGUUGGAUGUAUCCUGAGCCAACAGACACGUACAACAAGCUGCUGUGUCAGCAAAGACAACGAGUACUCGACGAAAUACGCAAGCAAAACCAUUACCUGUACUCUAGACUUCUUAUAGCGAGAUCAGAACAGCCACUUACGAAAGAAUUAGAAGAACUCUGGAAAGACACAAAACACAAGCUUAUACUAGGAGCUUCACUACCAUUCAUACUAUUUAAGACUGAAAAAAUCGAUCGCGACAUUAAAGACCCUGCAUUUGACAAACCACCCAACAUUCAGCGAACCAAGGUGUCUAUGGAAAUAUGGGUUGCUGGCGGUUCUAAGAUUGGACGCGUUACUAUAGAACUGUUCACGGAUAUAGUACCCAAAACAUGUCAGCUCUUCAUGACUUUAAUAAAAGGAGACCCAAAGGGACACGCAUACAUGGGAACCAGAAUAUUUAGAGUUGUUCCUAAUUUAUAUUGCCGUGGAGGAGAUGUUACAAAGGAUAAUGGUUUCGGUACUUAUAUCCCAGAUAACCUGACUGACCCAAUCGGACCUGAAAAUUUUAGACUAAAUCACACUGUACCUGGAGUCCUCUCAAUGGUUGUGACUUCUGACAAUGAAGUUUAUGGGCAGUUUAAUAUCAUUUUUAAACCUUUACCACAAUUUGAUGGAAAUCACGUUGUUUUCGGGAGAAUAAUCGCUGGGCCGACACAAGCGCUCGAGCGCAUCAGCGCGCUGGGCCUGCCGCUGGGCGCGACGUCGUCCGACUGCGUCGUGCGCGGCUGCGGCUGGCUCACGCGCUCGGGGCAGUACCGCGAGGGCAACCCUAACACUAUAAAGUUUCCACCGCGACGUAAGAUCAAGAAGUAGACUUGAAUAUACUAUUUAUAAAACUAUUAUCACUAUCAUGUUUAGUAUAUAUGAUGUAUGAGGCGAUAUCAACUGAGUGGAAUAAAUAAAAAUUAUUUAAGUGUAUCGGAA
Molecule: messenger RNA, 1326 nt
Organism: Melitaea cinxia (Glanville fritillary)
Lineage: Eukaryota; Metazoa; Arthropoda; Insecta; Lepidoptera; Nymphalidae
Product: peptidyl-prolyl cis-trans isomerase-like 2
Exons: 10
Coding region: 1-1215 (404 amino acids)
Biological process (GO): protein peptidyl-prolyl isomerization
Molecular function (GO): peptidyl-prolyl cis-trans isomerase activity
Source: RefSeq, a predicted model, not a curated record